ACAGUUCCUGGCCUAGCAACACUAGCUGUAAACGAUAUUAUUGCUAAUUGGAAAAUUGAACAGAAACUUGGCGAAGGCGGUUUCGGUGCCGUGUAUAAGAAAGCUCGUGGCUACACCCCCCCCCCCCCGUCACUGUUGCGAUAUUUCUCGAUUCUGGGUCGAGCACUCGGCUUUAACUUUAUCAUCAUGACACUUGUCGGAGCGUCGUUAAUGGAGCUUCGAAAGGCUAACAAAGUAAAACUCAAUGCGUUCACGAUGGGAUGCGCCUUGUCAGUCGGACUCCAAACGUUAGAGUCCAUACAGGAGCUGCAUAACCUUUCUUCCUCGGAUUUGAAACGCAAUUUCUUGCCAUAUGUCAUGAUGUACGUGCGAGAAAUCUAUUCUGGUUCGGAAUGUGCCCGACGAUCCAUCGACAAUGAAAACGCUGUUCGGCGACCGCGAUGGGCAUCCGGAUUCCGAGGAACGCAAAGAUACGCGGCAAUUAGCUGUCACAUAUCACGAGAAAUGGCCAGAAAAGACGAUCUGGAAAGUUGGGUUUAUCAGCAAAUAGAACUUACAUCUGGCGAGUUGCCGUGGAAAUCGCUCGAGGACACUGUUGCGAUUUGUAAUGCCAAAGAAAAAGGGCGCACAACCGGUCUAACAAAACUAUUCGCUGGUUGUCCGAAGGAGUACAUUCACAUUAUGCUUUACAUCGACACAUUACGUUACUAUGACAAGCCCAACUAUGCUAUAAUUCGAGGACUUCUGCGAGAUGCACUCACUUCAAAUGGACUCAACGAAUUCCCGUACGAUUGGGAAUUGGACCAGAGCAAAUUACCUGAUCCCGCUCUCACAGGUCUAACAAAACUAUUCGCUGGAUGUCCGAAGGAGUACAUUCACAUUAUGCUUUACAUCGACACAUUACGUUACUAUGACAAGCCCAACUAUGCCAUCAUUCGAGGACUUCUACGAGAUGCACUCACUUCAAAUGGACUCAACGAAUUCCCGUACGAUUGGGAAUUGGACCAGAGCAAAUUACCUGAUCCCGCUCUUACA
Messenger RNA from Ostertagia ostertagi, 1035 nucleotides. The record is from the annotation of a GenBank genome assembly. NCBI's taxonomy places the organism in Eukaryota, Metazoa, Nematoda, Chromadorea, Rhabditida, Trichostrongylidae.